Messenger RNA from Colletotrichum paranaense, 720 nucleotides. RefSeq lists its product as uncharacterized. The record is from RefSeq and is a predicted model, not a curated record. The coding region runs from base 1 to 720 and encodes 239 amino acids. The transcript is spliced from 2 exons. NCBI's taxonomy places the organism in Eukaryota, Fungi, Ascomycota, Sordariomycetes, Glomerellales, Glomerellaceae.
AUGACUCCUUUCGGUACACAACUUGCAUCAACAGAUAUGGCCGAAGAUCAUCACAGUGAGGCAGAUAUGGUGUUUACUUACAACAUGAAGCAUCCAUUCCCCAGGCUGCCGACCAAGCUUCGAAUGAGAAUAUGGCUCUUAAGCUUACCAAACACCCGAACAGUUUCGAUUCGAUGCGACACAUCCCAUUCAACCUGGGGAACUUCUCCAGCAAAAGUCCCGGCCAUCUUACACGCUUGCCGCGAAUCAAGACAAGAAGCCAUACGAUUCUAUGGUAACUUGAAAUUCGGAAUAGCUGGAGUACCAAAGAUUUACUUCAACCCCGAAGUCGACGUCUUACACUUUGGUCCACUAAAAGGUUUCAUGGCGGCAUCCGCACAGUACUUUACAGCCAUGUCUUUGUGCGAUGCGUCAGAUCUGAUGGACGUCCGCUACUUGGCCAUCGACGAUUCCGUUUUCGGAAACGGACUCGACAGGGGCUUCGUCUCUGAACUGGUUACGCGGACCAUUCGUCAACUUCCACGGCGUAUGCCGGGGCUGAAGGGAAUCGUGUUUGUGCGCAGUAAAGCUGUGUCCGUGUUUCGAGAGACUGAGAAUUAUUGCAGAGACCUUCAGGCGCUGAUUGGGGCUGCAAUACGGGAAGUUGCCGACGAAUUUCCAGACUGGAACGUUCCAUCGUGGUGUACGGCAACGACAUGUACGGAGGAAGACCGGCAAUAG